Brassica rapa (field mustard) is the source of this 2742-nucleotide messenger RNA. RefSeq names its product pre-mRNA-splicing factor CWC22 homolog. Gene Ontology annotation, biological process: mRNA splicing, via spliceosome. Gene Ontology annotation, molecular function: RNA binding; protein binding. The record is from RefSeq and is a predicted model, not a curated record. Gene Ontology annotation, cellular component: catalytic step 2 spliceosome. NCBI's taxonomy places the organism in Eukaryota, Viridiplantae, Streptophyta, Magnoliopsida, Brassicales, Brassicaceae.
AGUUGCAAAGAGCAUAUGCCACGAACGAAGGCAUCUUUCUUGAAGUUAGUAAUUUUCUCGGGAUGUGCGUCUUAUUGUAAUUUUGCAAAUAUUCGGUAAACCUACUUUCUAUACGAAUCUGGGAAUAAUCUAAAAUGUAUUAACGGGCUCAAGUCUUACCUUUUAUAUAAAACCGUCAUCUCAUGUUGGGCCUUGACCCAUUAGCCUUAUAUUUCACUACCCAAAUAAAGAUUGAUAUACACACACACAGUGCCGUUUCGAGAAUCCAUAAAAGGAAACCGUGCCGUCGGCGUACCUCUUCCGACAAAAACCAAACCGUAAAUAUCUUAUUUCCCCCGUCUAUCACUUUUGGUCGGCGAUUCAGAUCGUCGCGACAACCUCAGUAGUGUUUUUCUUACUAGAGAUUUAUAUCGUUAGAUAAAUAAGCUAGGGUUUCCUGAUAUAAUCGGUAAAGGUUCUUACUUUAUGUUGGAUUCCAUCCAUAUGGGUAGGCACGAUGGUUCCUCCGAGGAAGACGAGAGAGUGAGAAGAAGUGAUAGAGAGAGAGGUCAUAGGGGUAGUAGUACUAGAGUCACAGCUGAUAAGCCUUCUCAUGAUAGGCAAAAGAGUAGGAGAGAAAGCGAGAGGAAACAAGGUCUCUUAAAGAGAGAUCGGAGGGAGAGAGACUGGUCUGAUAGUCAAAGAGGCAAGCUGAGAAAGGAAGUUAAGAGUGAAGUUGCGAAGCCCAAGUUGCCAGAACUCAACCCAUCUGAUAGCAAUGCUAUAGCUUUGGGUAAAACCGGUGGAGUUUAUAUCCCUCCGUUCAAGCUAGCACGGAUGAUGAAGGAGGUGGAGGACAAGAGCAGCGUAGAGUAUCACGGGCUGGUGAAUAAGGUUAACGCAAGCAACAUCAAGAACAUUAUACCUGAGUUGUUUGCUGAGAAUCUCAACUGCCGUUCGUGUAUGAAGUCUCAGAUGGCGUCUCCUGGGUUUACCGAUGUCUUUGCAGCUUUGGUCGCUGUUAUCAACGCCAAGUUCCCAGAAGUUGCUGAGCUUUUGUUGAAAAGGGUCGUUUUGCAGCUGAAGAGAGCUUAUAAGCGUAACGACAAGCCUCAACGGCUAGCUGCGGUGAAGUUUAUAGCACAUCUAGUAAACCAGCAAGUCCCUGAGGAGACCAUUGCCCUUGAACUAGUCUCUGUACUUUUAGAAACCCCUACUGAUGACAGUGUGGAGGUGGCUGUUGGAUUCGUGACAGAGUGUGGUGCCAUGCUCCAGGACGUUACACCAAAGGGAUUGCAUGGUUCAAAGAUAAACGUUGUGAUAUGAUUCUGUGAUGCUAGCUCAGAGGAAGAUGGGUCUGAUGAAGAAGAAGAUGAAGAACAAAUGAGAAUUAGAGACGAGACAGAGACUAAUCUUGUUAAUCUUAGGAGGACAAUAUACCUGACCAUAAUGUCCAGCGUCGAUUUUGAGGAAGCUGGUCACAAGUUACUUAAAAUUAAACUCGAACCAGGUCAAGAGAUGGAACUGUGCAUAAUGCUCCUGGAAUGUUGCUCUCAGGAGAGAACCUAUCUGCGCUACUACGGUUUGUUGGGUCAGCGUUUCUGUAUGAUCAACAAUUUCGAGAAGUGUUUCGUUCAGUAGUACUCUAUGAUUCACCGUCUUGAAACGAACAAGCUGCGUAACGUGGCUAAGUUUUUUGCACAUUUACUGGGCACAGAUGCUCUUCCCUGGCAUGUGCUUGCCUACAUUCGGUUAACCGAGGAGGAUACAACUUCAUCCUCUCGUAUCUUCAUUAAGAUCCUUUUCCAGGAAUUGUCAGAGCACUUGGGGAUUAGGCUGCUUAAUGAGAGGCUUCAGGAUCCAACAAUGCAGGAAUCACUUGAAUCCAUCUUCCCUAAAGACAAUCCAAAGAACACUAGGUUUGCAAUCAACUUCUUUACCUCCAUUGGUCUUGGAGGCAACAGAGAGUAUCUGAAGAACAUGCCACGCCUCAUCAUGCAACAACAGAAGCAAGUUGCUGAAUCAGAAUCAGGAUCCGACAGUUCUGGUUCCGAGUCUGAUUCUGACUCAGAUUCAUCGUCAUCUUCUUCUAGUUCUGAUGAAAGCGACAGAGAGAAGAGGAAGCCAAGAAGAAGAUUUUAAGAGGUUGUAUUGUUAAGUCACUUCUACCAAAAUUCUUCAGAUUUUUCAAUCUUGUUUUGGUUAUCCAACUCGAGUAAACAUGAGAGAACUCAAUGAGCAAGCAUCUGGAUCUGUUAUUGGAUAAGUUGAUGAACAAGACUACAAGAGACUACACUAGCUAGACAACUAAAGGUUGAACUGAAAAAAUUUCUUCGUUUAUUGUCAGUUAAAAAGACCCUUGUUAUUUACAAAUUGAUCUUUAUUUAUACAACAUAAGAAGUAUACAACAACAUCAUAUGUAAGCUGCAGGUUCUCCGAGCUUGUUUCAUGAUUUUUUUGUUUUGAUUUUCAAAAGCAAUGUUAACAACUCCAGUGUAAUUAUUGCCUCAGUUCCUAUUUAAACUGGUUUGCCUUUGCUCAUUUGCUUGUAACCUAUAAGAACGCUUGAUUCAAUCAUCUGUUUUAACGUGAUCCACAAAACAAAAAUGUGUGUUGCGUGUAUUGAUGAGAAUCAUGAGAUAUUUUGAGUCGUGAAAGUAUCAAAUUGUGAGGGAAUCUUUCUUGUACAUUUGUUCUUCGGAUAAGAAGGCUAUACCAUCAGUCCUUUUUAAAAAAAAUGUCGGUGUCAAUCAUCUUAAAUUU